Suillus paluster is the source of this 948-nucleotide messenger RNA. Its product is annotated as small monomeric GTPase. Lineage: Eukaryota; Fungi; Basidiomycota; Agaricomycetes; Boletales; Suillaceae. The transcript is spliced from 6 exons. Gene Ontology annotation, cellular component: cytoplasm; Golgi apparatus. The coding region runs from base 107 to 724 and encodes 205 amino acids. The record is from RefSeq and is a predicted model, not a curated record. Gene Ontology annotation, molecular function: GTPase activity; GTP binding. Gene Ontology annotation, biological process: vesicle-mediated transport; intracellular protein transport.
AUUUCACUCACGCACGUGAUAGGGUCGCCAGCUGAACACCCUAGAAAUAGGUGUUUACGGUCUGUACUACUACUACGUAUACAAAGCAAACUCACAUCCUCACUCCAUGGGUCUUACAAUAUCUUCCCUUUUCACGUCGUUGUCAUCGCUGGUACGAUGGAGCAAAGACCAGGAUGUCCGUAUACUCAUGCUCGGCCUAGACUCGGCUGGAAAGACGACAAUCCUGUACCGGUUACAGAUCGGAGAAGUGGUUUCUACGAUUCCGAGUGAGUAUGUUAUCAUUGCUUUGUGGGGUUUGGGGCUCAUGGGGAACAACCCAGCAAUUGGCUUUAAUGUAGAGACUGUUCAGUAUAAAAACAUUAAGUUCCAAGUGUGGGACCUUGGAGGACAGUCCAGCAUACGGCCAUAUUGGCGAUGUUACUUCCCAAACACAUCUGCCAUCAUCUACGUCAUCGAUUCUUCGGAUCAUGCGCGGUUGACGACGUCACGGAGUGAACUGUUGACUAUGCUUUCGGAAGAUGAACUCAACGGCGUGCCACUCCUUGUAUUCUGCAAUAAGCAAGAUGUCGAAGGUGCGCUAAAACCUGAAGAUAUCAGCGAACAACUUGGUCUCGCAGGUCGCGAGACAUCAAGACCAUGGAGUGUGCGUGGGAGCUGUGCAACAGAGGGAGCAGGUCUGGAGGAUGGAUUAGACUGGUUAGUGAAUGCAAUACAGAAAAAGUAGAAUAUGUGGCCCGUCCUCGCGGACGUACAUCUUCAUCUGCAUAUCUCUUCCCAUCGUCUUCGGACAAUGGUAUACCCAUUGGUGAAACAACCAUAAUUGAUAUUGUCCCAUAAUCUGCCCUAUAGAUCUGGAUUCCGUUUUGCGAAGGAUGACUAUACACGACGGAGUACGCUAAACCAUAACUCAAUGACUGCUCCGACCACUCUCCACUUAUAUCACUGAUA